AUGAAGCUGGUCAGGUAUAUUAAGCGCGGAAUCAAUCUUGAGGAUAACAUUAAAGAAGUUGAACUAUUCUUUUUCAGAGAUGCUAUCGAACUUGAAAAAUUGCAAGAAGAGCAAGAUGACCAAACCGAUUUUACAUCUCUUUCCAAUAUAAAGAUGGAAUCUAGUGAAUUUGGUAAAAUCCAAUCCGAGCAAGAGUCAUGGAACUAA
Medioppia subpectinata is the source of this 207-nucleotide messenger RNA. NCBI's taxonomy places the organism in Eukaryota, Metazoa, Arthropoda, Arachnida, Sarcoptiformes, Oppiidae. The record is from the annotation of a GenBank genome assembly.